AACCUUCCUAAAACAACCCCUUGGCUGCCUUGGAGCAUAAUUUAAUCUUCCUUUGAUGACUCCGGAUCUCACCCUGCCUCAGGCCAACCCUGCCUCAGGCCACUCAGCGGAGAACAUCAAUAACUGCUGAGCCCAGGUGGCUGUCAACAGAGCUGCUGUGAGUGCUACCUAAGCUUCAAGUUGGCUGCUAGACCCGGUCUCAGACAUAGGUCUGCAAGAGAAGAAACUAGAACAUACCUCAAAAUCUCCCUGCCUAGCUGGCUCUCGGCAGCUGCCGGACCCUAGGACAGAGCACCAGCCUCAGCUAAAUCCACCUCCAGUCCCACCGGAUCCAGUCCCAGCCACCAGUUCUGGUUCAUCUUGCCUGGUGCCAUGACCUUCUCCGAGAUUCUGGACCGUGUGGGCAGCAUGGGCCCCUUCCAAUACCUGCAUGUGACCUUGCUGGCCCUCCCAAUCUUCGGCAUGGCCAACCACAACCUGCUGCAGAUCUUCACAGCCACCACCCCUGUCCACUACUGUCGCCCACCCCCCAAUGCCUCUGUAGGGCCCUGGGUGCUCCCCUUGGGCCCGAAUGGGAAGCCAGAGAAGUGCCUCCGUUUCGUGCUUCCACCCAAUGCCAGUCUGCCCAACGACACCAAAGCAGCCACCGAGCCGUGCCUGGAUGGCUGGGUCUACAACAGCACCAGAGACACCAUUGUGACUGAGUGGGACUUGGUGUGCAGCUCCAACAAACUAAAGGAGUUGGCACAGUCAAUCUUCAUGGCAGGCAUACUGAUUGGAGGGCCUUUGUUUGGAGAACUGUCUGACAGGUUUGGCCGCAAGCCCAUCCUGACAUGUAGUUACCUACUGCUGGCGGCAAGUGGUUCAGGCACUGCCUUCAGCCCCAGCCUCCCCGUCUACAUGAUCUUCCGCUUCCUGUGUGGCUGCAGCAUGUCGGGCAUUUCCCUGAGCACCGUCAUCUUGAAUGUGGAAUGGGUGCCCACCCACAUGCGGGCCAUCUCAUCAACAGUGAUUGGGUACUGCUACACCGUUGGCCAGUUCGCUCUGUCCGGCCUGGCCUAUGCCAUCCCCCAGUGGCGCUGGCUACAGUUAACCGUGUCCAUUCCCUUCUUCAUCUUCUCCCUGUUGUCCUGGUGGGUACCAGAGUCCAUACGCUGGCUGGUUCUAUCUGGAAAGUUCUCGAAGGCCCUGAAGACUCUGCAACAUGUGGCUACCUUCAAUGGCAAGAAGGAAGAAGGGAAAAAGCUCACCAUGGAGGAGCUAAAGUUCAACCUGCAGAAGGACAUUGCCUCAGCCAAGGUCAAAUAUGGCAUAUCUGUCUUGUUCCGGGUACCCAUCCUGCGCCGUGUGACUUUCUGCCUCAUCCUGUCUUGGUUUGCUACUGGUUUUGCCUACUAUAGUCUGGCUAUGGGGGUAGAAGAAUUCGGAGUCAACAUCUACAUACUCCAGAUCAUCUUUGGCGGGGUCGACAUCCCAGCCAAGUUUGUCACCAUCCUCUCCAUAAGCUAUCUGGGCCGACGCAUCACUCAGGGCACUCUCUUGCUGCUGGCAGGAGGAGCCAUCUUGGCUCUCAUCUUCGUGCCUUUGGAAAUGCAUCUCCUGAAGACAGCGCUGGCUGUGUUUGGAAAGGGAUGUCUAUCUGGCUCCUUUAGUUGCCUCUUCCUCUACACGAGUGAACUCUACCCCACAGUCCUCAGGCAAACAGGUAUGGGCGCUACUAACCUGUGGGCCCGUAUGGGAAGUAUGAUAGCCCCACUGGUGAAAAUCACGGGUGAGGUGCAGCCCUUCAUUCCCAACGUCAUUUACGGGACCACGGCCCUACUGGGCGGCAGCGCUGCCUUCUUCCUGCUCGAGACCCUCAAUCGGCCCUUGCCAGAGACUAUUGAAGACAUGCAAGACUGGCAGCAACAAAGAAAAGAAACAAAGCAGGAGCCAGAAUCAGAAAAGGCAUCCCAGAUGAUCCCUCUGAAGACUUGCGGGUCUGACCCCAGCUAAGGACAACAAGAACCCACUUUCCUGCCCUGCAGAGACUGAUUCCAGCCAGGGCCCUGCCAGGGCUCCUCGAGGUCCUUGGGCAUUGUGGGAGGCCCUGGGUGGGUUGAUGCUCUUGAGAGGAAACCUUCCAAGAGCUCAGUGGAGGUUUCUCCUCCAUCAUCACCCUCAACCAUAGCCCACAGCCUAGACCUGGCCUGUGCAAAGCUUUGGCUGCAGGCCUUCUGGUAAUCACCCCUGCAAGCAUCCUCCCUGCACCCCAGGCCCUGUGGUUCUUUUAUGUAUCCUUUCUACACUGGUCACUUCCUCUGUCCAGCUCCCACCUUUUGUCCCUGAGAUCCCCUGGCUCAGUUCUAACAGUUUGUCCCCCUCUUCCCUCAAACUCUUUUUUUUGGUUGGGAAAUGUCAAUAAGAUACAA
This is a messenger RNA of Nannospalax galili (Upper Galilee mountains blind mole rat), 2411 nucleotides long. It is a transcript of the gene Slc22a8, whose product is annotated as solute carrier family 22 member 8. The record is from RefSeq and is a predicted model, not a curated record. Gene Ontology annotation, cellular component: membrane. Bases 373 to 1995 code for a protein of 540 amino acids. Lineage: Eukaryota; Metazoa; Chordata; Mammalia; Rodentia; Spalacidae. Gene Ontology annotation, biological process: transmembrane transport. Gene Ontology annotation, molecular function: transmembrane transporter activity. The transcript is spliced from 13 exons.